AUGACCUCCACUCUGAAAGGAUUAUUGGGAUCUAAUACCUCUAAAAAUUCAUGCUCGAUCUCCUCUGAGAAGUCCCCACGAAGAGCGCUCCCAGCCAACUGGUAUACGUCGCAGGCUCUGUAUGAACUUGAGAGGCGAUCUAUCUUCGCCAGAAAUUGGUUGCUCACCACGCAUUCUCUGCGAUUAUCUAAACCUGGAAACUGGCUACGCUACGAAACUGCAGGGUGGUAUUUUGUCCUCUUUCGAGACACUAACAAUGCUAUCAAAGCAUUUCACGAUGUCUCGGCUCACAGUACUGAGGACCGGAUUGACCAACCCGAAGAAUUCCUCGCCCAGGGUUAUGCGAAUUCGAGCCCAGUUCAUGUCCAUAUCGAUCUGAAUGGCUUUAUAUGGGUUAACCUGGAUUCAAACGAGGAGCCAGAGAUUGCGUGGGAAAGAGAUUUCAAGGGUAUUGACCUCCAGCCUCGCUUCAGCGACUUUGACUGGAAUAAUUACGUCUUUGACCAUACAUGGGAGAUGAAUGGCGCAUAUAAUUGGAAGGUAUUAGCUGAUAACUAUAAUGAAUGCUAUCAUUGCGCCACAGCCCACCCUGAUGUGCAGUCCGUUGCGGAUCUGAAUUCAUACUCGGUCGACACCGUCGACGGAAGCAUUAUCCAUCUUCCAGCAUCAACGCCAGAACAGAUCAAAGCGGGCUUGAAAGUCUGUAGCACAUAUUACUUUCCAAAUGCCUCGAUGACUGUAACACCUCACUUCUUUUUCAUGCAGCGAUUUACCCCAACUUCACCAAAGACCUGUCAGAUGCGGUAUGAAGUCUUUCGGAAUAUGCACUCUUCCGACGCAGACUUCAAUUUGGUCAGCGACAUGUUCAAGCGAAUUAUGAACGAAGACAAGCAUCUCUGCAUCGAGGCACAGAAGAAUCUGAGCUCGGGAACUUUUGUGAACGGGUUACUUCACCCAGAGAUGGAAAAGGGCCCGCUAUACUUUCAGUCUGUUGUUCGAAAUAUUGUAAAAGAGCACCACCGACGUGAGAAGGAAGCUCGGCACGAAAUUUGGGCUGUUCAAUGA
Messenger RNA from Penicillium manginii, 1065 nucleotides. RefSeq names its product aromatic ring-hydroxylating oxygenase subunit alpha. Gene Ontology annotation, molecular function: iron ion binding; 2 iron, 2 sulfur cluster binding. Bases 1 to 1065 code for a protein of 354 amino acids. The transcript is spliced from 2 exons. NCBI's taxonomy places the organism in Eukaryota, Fungi, Ascomycota, Eurotiomycetes, Eurotiales, Aspergillaceae. The record is from RefSeq and is a predicted model, not a curated record.